This is a messenger RNA of Emericellopsis atlantica, 3845 nucleotides long. RefSeq names its product ankyrin. NCBI's taxonomy places the organism in Eukaryota, Fungi, Ascomycota, Sordariomycetes, Hypocreales, Bionectriaceae. Gene Ontology annotation, molecular function: protein binding. The record is from RefSeq and is a predicted model, not a curated record. Gene Ontology annotation, biological process: protein localization to T-tubule; regulation of cardiac muscle contraction. The transcript is spliced from 3 exons. Bases 242 to 3628 code for a protein of 1128 amino acids. Gene Ontology annotation, cellular component: T-tubule.
CCCGGAGCGUAACACGUGAUACGUAUUUGCGCGCCCGGGCGCGCACCUAUUGGCGUCCGCCGCCGAUGCAGUUGGGUCUUUCUGCUGGAUGAUCAACAGCGACACCGCCUCCUAGGCCUCAAGGGAGAAAGAAGGCCUGCAACCUUGAUUGUCGCAAGCCACACAAGGGAUACUUUCCAACCCGAAAUCGUGAGCCUCCAGCACGGGAGCAAGCCCUCGCUGCCUGUUCGGCUUGACCGUCAUGGCACAGUCUGGCCCCAUGGAUCUGGAUAAGCCAGAGGACGUCUUCCUCAACGACAACUCCGGCGCUACGAUUGCCGAACAUGCGCUGAAAUGCACCGAGCUCUUCCAGAAGCAUAUGGCUACGCCCGACAUUGUCCCUGAUCCAACAAUAAUGGAUGACCAGCUAGCGAGAUUUACGUUAUGGGCUUCCAACAUGGACGUCUUUGGGCCGCCGAACAUCUCUCUGGAUUUCAGGCUCAGGUACAGUCCAAACAUUGUCGAUAUUCUUCACCAGCUUCUAGACGUGAUCUACAGCUCUCUCAUGGAGUUGAAACCGAUCGUCGAGUCACGACCGACUCCGAGCAGGAAGAAACGGCGCCUAUCCAUUUCAGACCAAGUACGCGUGGUCGAGAGUGACGAUAACGCCAGCGACAUAGACAGUGACGAAGACCAAGCCGACAAGAACACUUCCCUCCUUACGUACACCAUCGGUGGCACCGUGACGCGACUCUUUCGAUUGUCCAAUGCGAUUCGAAAGUCCGCAAAGGCCUCGAGAGCACAAAAGCUAAAAGCCUAUCAGGUGGAUGAUGACACACAACGUGCUAUUGAUGAGCUGCGCUUGUACACCGACUGCUACAUUCGCUUCCGGUUCCCCGAGGCCCCGGAGUCGCUUCGCUGCGCCCUGAUUGAAGCAAAUGCGCUGCGGCUUCGGCGGUUGUCUUAUCAGAGGCUGCAUCGGAGACAUGUCGCAUUGAGCAUUGAAAACCUACAGGCAGGUCAAAUGAAAAUGCCGCUGCCCAGGAUUCCGGAGAAGCCAAGAUCCGUGCGGUUCGCUCCAGAGGCAACCCCAAAAAUCAAAGUCAGCAACGCGGAACCUAGUCGGCAGGACUACCCACCCGCUCCGUUGACUUAUGCUACCACCGCUCGGCAGACUGAGAUUGGGGCGCUGUAUGCAAAGUCCACAACGGAGGUUCCCCGAGCAAAGUCCGUGUUAGUGAACAACGAGCUGUCUUUCCCACCCAUGCCGCAACAGAAUGAAUGUCCUUACUGCGGCGUGGUCAUCGAGUAUAAGGGUUCUAACAAAUACAACGUCUGGAGAACACAUGUCAUUAGGGAUCUAGAGCCAUUCAUUUGUCUCUCCACUGCAUGUACGGAUUCAUGUCGACAGGGUCACGAUCCAAUGACUUUCGAAACAUCCAAAGCGUGGAUGAGCCAUAUGCAGAACUCGCACGGACUUGCGUGGGAAUGCAGAGCUCCUUCUCACACACCUAUGAUCUUCAGAGACGAGAUCCAAUUCCAGAAGCACUCUUGCGAUGAACACGGUGUUCCCGAGGCUCACGUCCGGACAUUGAGUGAAGCAGCGCGGAGGCCAUUCCAGGACAUGAUAAACGAGUGUCCUUUUGGUGACGACUUUGUCCCAUCAAAAGAGGCUGACCGUUAUGGAAUUUUCUCCUCUGACGAUCUGCAUUCUCACGUUGCCGCACACAUGAAGGAGCUUGCUCUACUUGCGCUGCAGAAGCUCCCCACUGACAGCGAGACAGAGGCCAGCGACUUAGCCAGUGACAUAUUAAUUGGAGAUGAUGGCGGUGCGAGGUUUCGUGGGUCUAUGUGCAGCAUCAUGGUCGGUGAUGAAUUGAAUUUCUCAGAUACUGCCGGAGACGACCAGGCCGGCGAUCUCAAGGGAAGCAUUACUUCGUCGAUUGAACAACUCGAUCUUGACGACAUCCGUCAGCCACUAGAACUCGAUACACUAUACCUUGCGAUUCAAUGCGACGACGUGGAACGAGUUCGGGCUUUAAUGCACCUAGUCACUGGAAGCGGCAGGUCUCGUGGCAAGAAACCUCUUCAUUACGCUGCUCUUUACCACAAGGAGGAUAUAAUGAGGCUUUUGUUAGAGUCUUCUGAUCACGAGGCGAUUUGUGCCAGAGACGAAAACGGCCUGACACCACUGCACUACGCGGCAAGAGGAGGUUUUGUGGAAGGCAUUGGCUUGUUGGUUAAGGCUGGGGCCUCGAUCGAUAUUCCCGACGAUUAUGAAUUCACGCCACUACUAUGGGCUGCUGUCAGCGGACGCUUGGACGCAAUCUACAAGCUGGAAUCACUUGGGGUUGACCCAGUGGACAAGUACGACAAUUCACGGGGUACGUCUGCUGCGGGAUGGGCAAUCAGUCUUGGCCAGCACUACCUGUCUAUGCAUUUCGUCAGCUCAAAGCCAUCACUACCAAGUGUCUCCGAGGCAUCCCUGAUGAACCAAGCGGCUGCUCAGGGCAUGGAGGAUGUAGUCAGCUUCCUCCUUUCAGGGGGUGCUUCUCCAAACGAGCGCGACCACGACGGGUGGUCCGCCAUACACUGGGCCGUUGAGGGACCAGCAUCACAUACCGAGGGCCGAGAUACCGAGCCCGCAGGUGACACAACAGAGCGUCUCAUAGAGUUGAUCAUGCAGUAUAGGGGCGAUGUGAAUGCGGUGAGCUUGUAUGGAACUUCACCAUUGCACUGUGCUGCAGGCAUCGGUGUGCGUCGAAUCCGCCAGCUUCUCAGGUACGGGGCAGAUCUGACUAGCGCAACAUGUCAUGGCUGGACAACGAUGCAUCACGUUGCCUAUCUAGGGAACCAUGCUAUCAUAUCACAGAUCGACACCCACCACAGUCCAAGCGAAGGGAGAGAACGACCCAGUCUUUCACAGGACAAUCACGGCUGGUCUGCACUGCAUCUUGCCGUUCUUGGGAGGCAUCUGGAGACGGUCAGAGAACUCCUCCGCCUGCCUCUUGGGGACCGGCUCCUCGUCGAGCGAGACGACACCGGCCGCACAGCAGAAGACUGGCUCGACAUUGAGCUCGGGAGUCAUACCUAUGCGAAACUCAGCAAUUUGGCAUACAGCAAGUCUCGCUGUUGCAGGCCAGUCACCGGACUGCGAAAAGCGGCACGGGAGAAUAAUAUAGACCUGGCCGAACUCCUUUUGGACCAGGGUCAUCAUAUCGAUGGCACCGACCCUGGACGGAGAACUGCACUGUAUUAUGCUGCGAGUAAAGGCCACUUGCGGAUCGUAGAAUUGCUGUUAAGCAAGGGUGCGGAUCCGAACAUCCUGCCAGCGGGGCGGCAGAUGUGGGAACUAUUUGUCUCCGACUCUGAAAUGCUGCAACAACUUCGGCGGUACGGGUACAGCAAGCCAGUUCCUGACGCUGAGAAAGACGACCAGAUCAGAUUGAUGUUGCACAAUGUCGCUUCUAUGAAGUCGCUUUCGCUGCUUGACGAUUCGCCGCGGCCGAUAAGGCCUAGUCCACAGGCCCAGAACACGUCUGCUCCGUCUGACACUCACAGCCAAGCCAAGGCAGGGUCAAGAAGCGAGCAACCUCGAUCUCGGGUUUCAAGCUUCUGGAAGCGACUCCGAGGCCAAGACAUGUCUUGAAAGCACAUGGGUCGACCCAGUGAGUGUUAGUUUAGCCGCUGCGACGCCAUGCAAUAACGAUUAGAUCAGACAAUGCGAUUGCAAUUUGGAGCCCUGACAGACAAGGGGGGCCUACCUUAGUUUCAACAGGAAGCGGUGCAGCUCUAACAUCGACCACGGCUAGAUUGAGACAUAAAUCAAAUAAAAAACGAAAUUAAAGUCCGAUGGUACAAGCGUC